This is a messenger RNA of Sorex fumeus (smoky shrew), 1433 nucleotides long. RefSeq names its product ribosomal RNA processing 1 (gene RRP1). The transcript has 13 exons. NCBI's taxonomy places the organism in Eukaryota, Metazoa, Chordata, Mammalia, Eulipotyphla, Soricidae. Gene Ontology annotation, biological process: rRNA processing. Bases 29 to 1273 code for a protein of 414 amino acids. The record is from RefSeq and is a predicted model, not a curated record. Gene Ontology annotation, cellular component: preribosome, small subunit precursor; preribosome, large subunit precursor; nucleus.
CGCGGGCUUCUGACGUCACGGCGCCACCAUGGCUGCCUGCACGCAGCUGCCGCCCGAGAUCCAGCUGGCCCAACGCCUGGCGGGCAACGAGCAGGUGACCCGGGACCGGGCGGUGCGGCGACUGCGGAAGUUCAUCGUCGCCAAGACCGAGCAGAACGCAGGUGGCUUCACACACGACGAGCUGCUGAAGGUGUGGAAAGGGCUGUUUUACUGCAUGUGGAUGCAGGACAAGCCACUCCUGCAGGAGGACCUGGGGAAAACCAUCUCGCAGCUCCUCCAUGCCUUCCAGACCACAGAGGCACAGCACCUGUUCCUGAGGACCUUCUGGCAGACCAUGAUCCGCGAGUGGGUCGGGAUCGACCGUUUGCGCCUGGACAAGUUCUACCUGCUCAUGAGGAUGGUCCUGCACGAGUCCCUGAAGGCGCUGCAGAUGCAGGGCUGGGAGAAGAGGCCCAGGGAGCAGCUGCUAGAGCUUCUCACUGCCGAGAUCCUGCACCCCGACAGCCAGGCCCCCAGCGGGGUCAAGAGCCACUUCCUCGACAUCUUCCUGGAGGAGCUGACCAAAGUGGGCGCCGAUGAGCUGACGGCCGAGCAGAACCUCAGCUUCAUCGAGCCCUUCUGCAGGAUGGCGGCCCAGACUGGCGAUCCUGUGGUCCUCCACCACGUUACCUGCGGCAUCUUGGAGCCCAUCAUAGAGCAGGCCCCUCUGGCCAUCGAGGCACUGAUGGACGAACUGGACCCGCAGGAGGGUGUGGACAAGGGCUCAGAGCAGGAGUGGUCUACAGAUGGGGCAGAACCUGACUCAGAGGAGGAGGAGGAUGAAGAGGAAGAGGACACAGAGGAGGACGAUGGCGAUGAGGACGACACUGAGGCCGUCCUGCAGUUCGACUACGAGGCCGUCGCCAACAGACUCUUCGAGAUGGCCAGCUCCCCAAGCACCCCCUCCCACAACAGGAAGCGGCUCUACAAGGUGGUCCGCAGGCUGCAGAACCUGGCGGAAGGCCUCUUCCCAGAGGAUGACGUUCCCGAGAAAGUGUAUGAGAAGCUGCAGGCCGGCAGGCGGCCACGGAAGGCCAGGAGGAAACGGCCCAAGGCCCGGCCAUCCCGGGACUCCGGGGACCCUGAGAUGCAGGAGCCUCGCCCCGAGCAGCCUAGCGGCCCUGGCAGAAAGGGGGCUCAUAAGAAGUGCCGGAGGCCUCGGCCGCUCAGGAAGAAAGCAAAGGCAGGGGGACAGGAGCCCCCGAGGAAGAAGAGUCGGCGGGGCCGGAAGUGACGUUGCCGGGCCAGCCCCAGCGGCCCCAUUCCUGAACUCUGGGUGUGUGUGGAAGGCAGAGGACAGGGCUGAGUGGCCAUGUCCUCCUGGUCACACCAUCGCCUGCCCUGGACUGCACAUGCUGACUGCGGGCGGGUAGCCAGGGUGGCGUGGAAUAAAG